AUGACUCUAAAUCUAGUCCAUCUCUUCCCUCUGUUCGCGACGGUGUUCAUGGCGGCUGCUGUUCUUGCUGAUACUGGUAUCACCACCGAUAUUGGGACUGCUGCAAGCCGUCGUGCGCUUGGCCUGGCAUCGGCUUGCAAUGGUGGCGACGCGUACACUUGCAGCAACAAUGGACCGUGGGUUGUCGACAAUAACCUAGCGUAUGGAUUCGCAGCGGCCAAACUUGCUGGGAAGUCUGAGCAGGAUUGGUGCUGUGCUUGCUACAAGCUCACCUUCACGUCAACGUCGAUUACCGGGAAACAAAUGAUCAUCCAGGUGACCAAUACUGGCAGCGACCUUGAAAACAACCACUUCGACCUCGCCAUCCCCGGCGGUGGUGUGGGCAUGUUCCCCCAGGGAUGUCAAUCACAGUUUGAUGGCGCGUGGAUGGGUGACACAUAUGGCGGCUACCAGAACAGGAACGAUUGUUACAAUCUUCCGGAGGGCCAAUUCCGCGACGGCUGCUUCUUCCGUUUUGACUGGUUCCAAAACGCCCAGAACCCAACCGUUGAGUUUCAUGAGGUGUCUUGUCCGCAGGCCAUGAUUGACAGGACGCAUUGUGGUCGCUGGAGUUACCAAGAUUUCGUCGACCAAGGUAAAGACGAGCCCUUAGAACAGGGGGGGCUAGAACUGUAG
Trichoderma breve is the source of this 675-nucleotide messenger RNA. Its product is annotated as glycosyl hydrolase family 45 domain-containing protein. Gene Ontology annotation, molecular function: cellulase activity. The transcript is spliced from 3 exons. NCBI's taxonomy places the organism in Eukaryota, Fungi, Ascomycota, Sordariomycetes, Hypocreales, Hypocreaceae. The record is from RefSeq and is a predicted model, not a curated record. Bases 1 to 675 code for a protein of 224 amino acids. Gene Ontology annotation, biological process: carbohydrate metabolic process.